GGUGAUGAAAAUGUUCUAAAAUUGAUUGUGGUGAUCGUUGUUGCUGUUAGGUGCCGUCAAGUUGAUUCUGACUCGUACAACUCUGUGAAUAGCUACUGAAUUCUAUCAUUGUCCAUGUUUGAGUAUUUUUAUGCAAGCGGAGAAGGGAGGUUAAGGAGAGCUUCUCUAACUUCACAAUUCUAGAGCUCUCUCUUCCCUUAUGUUUGUACCUUCUCUUCCUCUCUUUUUCAUUAUACUUCAGGGCAAAACUUUAGCCGACUCACGUCCAACGGUAUCCAGUAAAUGGCUGGAAAAGCCUCUUGUAUGCUUUCUUACUUACAGAGUAAACACCUUUCUCUUUCUGGUAUGGAACAGAAAGCGGAGAUUUGAAGAAGCGAACCCUUUUCCGCGCCAGUUCGAAGAUCUGGGAAGCUGAAGACAAGCCCUCUGGACAACCCGCGGCGUCGACCCCGGCCCACACUUCGAACGAGAGGCCUGCGGGCCGCCUGCGGCUCGCCGCGCCUCAGUUCCUACCCCACGAGAAAGAGGCGCCGGAGGUCUCGACAGCUCCUCCGCCGGCGCUCUCGCCCGCAGGCACUUUACUCCGGACGCCGCCUGCCAACCCGGAAAGAAUCCUCUGGCUUUCCUGCGGCGCGCUACCUCUCUCACUGACAGAAAUGUUUUCCAAGACUUCGUAUUACCAGUCGGCAUUGGAGCACCUGCGUAGUCACCCCGAGGCACUGGAAGCUCUGGGCCUUCCUGUCAACAUUCACUAUCUCCACCUCACCGACAGGUUCAAUUUCAUCGACAUUACUGACGCCCAGUUGAAGAUUCCUGUCUCUGGGUCCAAGGCCAAGGGCCACCUCUACGUCAGCUCAUCCAGGGGUGCCCCCUUUAAGAGGUGGAACCUUCAGGAGGUCUUCUUAGAGCUCAGAGGAGGUCAGCAGAUUCCCAUGUUCAAGUCCAGUGAGGAGAACAGUGAUGACACAAAGAAAGAGUAAAGGUGAUCAGAAAGUCCCAGCUCUGUUCAAGCCUGGCCUUCUGUCCUGACCAGUGUGCACCCUGCAGCGGUGACCGGCGACAGCCCUCUCUGGGAGCAAACCCUGCCACAAGCCUCUUUCUGGGCACCAGUGGGAUGAUUGGAAGAGCCCACAUGUGCUAAUGCUGCUGUAAUUAUCACUUGACCACAAGGAACACUGUUGUGGUUUUUUAUUUAAUCAGAAAGAAAUCUUUGCUAUAAGUUUAUAAGAUAAUUUAUUUAAAAGCACUCUAUAUAAAAGCAAAGCACAGAGUAGAAGUGAGGACAUUUAAUAAUAAAAUGUUUGUUGGUUUUUACUGGUUGUCUUCUCUUUAUUUUCUUUUGCUCUCCCCACCCCAUCCCCUAGUUUUCAGCCUGAAGAGUGAAAAGACUUAGGCUUACUGCACUGAAGAGGUUUAAUUGUGGACAUUAGAAUGCUAAGAAAGACCAGGUAUUUUUGUUUCAGUCACUUUAUUCCAAAUUCACAUUGUUAAGUAGCUUGUGGGUAUUCUCAGUCACUUUGGAAUAUUUUCUUUGCUUCUGUAUUUUUGUUUUCUUAACCUCUGUUUCAGUUGCCAACAGUCUGCCUGAGUGACGAUUUGCCAAAGAGUAGCUUUUAUUUCAAACGUUUUGAAAGCUAAAAAAUGUGUAUGUGUACAUGAAUCUUAUGAAAGUUAGUUUAUAGCUACUGGGUUCUUAUCUCUCUGCUUUCCAGACAGCUUAGCCACCUAUUAGAGAACCAUGCCCUUGGGUUUUAUUACUCUUGUAAGGGAACUGAUUUAUAAAGCAGAAGACCUUCCCUCUGAGCACUGGAGCCUGCAAAACAGAAAUCUGGUAUCUUUGCUUUUAAAAGGCCAAUUUAGCUCUCUCUCAGUGUUAUUAGGCUCAGAGGACUCCUAAUUGCCUACAAUAAAGGGCAUUCAUGAGCUCUUUUCCUACAUUCUUAAUAUUCAUUAGAGAGAAGCCUCCCAGAAAACAUAAGCUUCAGCAUGCUAGUGGAGUACAAGGCCUUUAAUCACUGGAAGUUAUUUCUGUUCUGGAGUUUGUUUCUUUAAAAAUAUAUUUAUUUUUGUCCUUUGAAGAGAUUACACAGUGAAAAGUAAGUCUCUUUCUCUGAAGGCACUUUGCUAGUGUGUUUAUUAAUAACUAUAAACAAUCUUUUCAAACAAACGGGAGAGCCCCAUGCACAUGGUUUUGUGCUGCUUUAUCUUUAACAAGCACAUACUCUUCUGUUGUGUGUCUAUUGAUUUAUGUGUGCUUCACGUCAGACUGUCUGCGACAGCUUUGACCUCCUUUCAGUGUUGGCUAGUUUUUUUCUUGCUGUGGCCAAAUUCUAGAAAACCAGGGCCUAGAUGGGCCACCUGUUCUGAAGUAAAAGCAAAUGACAGUUUUUGUUCGUGUAGGGUUUGAGUUAAUGAUGAAGCUUUUCAAACCCAGUUGACAGGAAAUAGUAUUAUGUAGUGAAAAGCUCCUUGGUUUCUCUCAGAAAACUACCGUCUUGGGUAAUUUUCUUAGUUAGGUUUACUUCUAUAUUUUGUAUUUAAUGCCCUCAUGGCUGAUUCUGAACAGGUGAAGCCUGAUCAUUGCAGUAGCCAUCUUCUCUCCUUUUGUUUCAGCAUAGCCAUGAUGUGUAUUUGCAGCCCACUACUUCCCGGUGUACUCAGUCAUCACCAUGACUCAGCCAUUCAUUGCUUCCCACUAACUACGUUGAAGACGUCUUGGAGGGUGCGUGUAAUCAUCAGAGGAAAAGGGGACUUUCUGCCAUGGGCAGAGUUUGAGCAAGUGCCCCUUGCACAUCCCAUAAUAGACACAGGAGAGCCAAGAGAUUGGAGAAAGGGCUGCACUAGAAUUGUGAGAAUUGUAGAAUUGUAAGGAUGGCAGGAUAGAGACCAGAAAUCUCAGCCACAAGUGGUGGCAUGACUCCCAUGUGCCAUUACUGUACAGAGUCCCACCUUAAAGUUGCUUACCAGCUAGUAAGGUGGGUGAGUGGGAUGGGGUAUUACAGAGGAUUGGAAUACUGUGCCAAAAAGAGUUUUAAGCAAUGGUGCUAAAAGGAUGCAGGGGAGAGAGAUACCAGGUGAGGAGGAAUCCAAAUGAGGCUACAUGGAGGGAGUGCUGUUCCACUGGGCCUUGGAGUCUAAGACUGUAACAAGCAGACAGGAUGGAGAAUGCCUUACAAGAGGGAAGAACAACCUUAACAAAUACCCUGGAGUGGGGGCCCGUGACCUAUGCCCCAGAAAUAAGAUAGUUUGGCCAGUGUAUAGGUUAGAUGAAGAUCUAGUAAAAGAAUGACCCAGAAAGGUAGACUGGCCAUAGCAGAGGGACAGCGUUAAGAUUUUGUACUAAUUUUGCAUACAGCUGGUGGCCUUCAGAGAUUUUGGCGUGAGUGUAUACGUCUACUGCUAAUGAAGGCUUCAAAGACUGUGCUGAAUACGUACUGACAGGGCCUUUGUGACUUACAUAAAUCACAAAUUAUACUGUUGUUUGUUCAAUUUUUCUGCCUCUUCCUACCUCUCUUCCUUCCGAUCACCCCUGCCCCCACUCCAGGGACCUGUUAAGACAAGGUCAUGUUACUCCCGGCUUUGGUAAAGCUGUAUAUAGCAAAGCUGAAGCUGAAAUAAAUGACACAUACACGAAACAGCCAGAACUUGAUGCAUUGGGAAGGUCAGGGAAAUGCUCAGUAGGCAGCAGCUCUGAUGUUUUCUGAAGGCAAGCAGCUGUGGAAACGGCCUAAGGGCACUUGAGUAUUUGGUGUUUUUGAUUUGUCCAUAAGAAAAAUAUGAAUAAAUAUUUACCAGUUACCUGCCUGACAGGUGAGGCAAUGUUGAUACUGCACAUUGGGAAGCUUGUUCAGGAGAUGCUGUCUACCCAGGGAGCGUGAUGACCGUGGGGGUCAAGGAGGCAGGAGGCUGACAGGAAAUCCCCAGUCUCCACCCACAAAAAAUUCUUCCCUUCUUAGUAACCCUGUUCAUAGUCCAGGCUUGUCUUUGGCGGAGUUCAGCAGAGUUGUUUAGUUGAAAGUACUGUCAGGAAUGUGCGCAGAAAAAAAAUGUAGCGUUUUGCAAUCCAGAGUAGCAAAGUGGGAGAUGGUAAAUAUUAAAAACACUUCUCUCAGAUACAAGUUGGGUGGAGGUAAGUGAAAUUUGACUUUUCAGGAGAGGUUACUUUUCACUCCUAAAUUGUCUUCCAAUUUUUUUUUUCUUCAGAGGAAAUUUCCAUCAAAAAAAAAAUUUUUUUUUUUUUUGCUUUUUAAAAGGAAAUAUGCUUUAUAUAUCAGGCAGAUCACAUGCAAUAUAAUAUUAAAUGCUUUUCAUUAUUAUAUAAUAAACCCUCAAGGCAAAAAUAAGCUAUUUUUCCCACUACAUAAUGAUAAUACUUUUAACUUUAGUACUAUUUUAGUGUCAAUCACCUAGCAGUCUUACUUAAUAAGAAAAUAAUUUCUUACUUCGAAAUUAUUUUUUUGAAGUGAGUAUAAUAUUGAUAGAAAAGUCUGAUAGACCAUACACAAAAGAAACUACACACUCCCACAUGAAUGUUGAAACAAAAUUUCUAAAUACAGUAAAAUCUGCAAAAGCCAGACUGUAUAAAGCGGAAACCUGUCAGAGAAGGAAAAGUCAAAUAUUUUCCACUAAAACGAGCAAUAGAAAAGUAUUAAGACUGUAUCCUGUCAAAUGUGGAAAACUGCGAGACCCGGAAAAACAAGACAGUCCUAUCAAGUUUCAGCUCUCACAGGUUUCACUGUAUUGACUCCAACAGCAUCCACUGGUAGAUUGUAUUGUUUUUCACCAAACAUUUUGGUACCCUUCCUUUGUGGUGCCUUUCCCUAUGGGAGCAUUAUACAUCCCUGCCUUGUUGAACUUAGGCCAUGGGAUUUGUUUUGGCCAGUGAAUAGUGAGUGGAAGUGA
This is a messenger RNA of Trichechus manatus latirostris (Florida manatee), 4902 nucleotides long. RefSeq names its product cytochrome c oxidase assembly factor 1 homolog. Gene Ontology annotation, cellular component: mitochondrial inner membrane. The record is from RefSeq and is a predicted model, not a curated record. Gene Ontology annotation, biological process: mitochondrial respiratory chain complex IV assembly; mitochondrial respiratory chain complex I assembly. NCBI's taxonomy places the organism in Eukaryota, Metazoa, Chordata, Mammalia, Sirenia, Trichechidae. Bases 657 to 980 code for a protein of 107 amino acids. The transcript has 4 exons.